CAUUUCUAUGCCCAUUAAACAACAUCUGCCCGGCACGGCCGCGUCCCGCCGGUGCCCGGGCAGCGGCCGCGCCCCGGAACCGGCUGUGAGGGCCGGGUUGUCACCGGCAAUAGCGUCCCCCGUGCCGAGCCGAGCCGAGCCGUGCCGUGCCGAGCCGUGCCGAGCCGGAGCCCCGCGGGGCCGAUGCGGGAGGAGAUGCGGGAGGCGGGCGGUGGAUGCGGGGAGAUGGCGGAGCGGGAGCGGCAGGAGCGGCUGAGGGAGGCGGCGGCGCUCGGUGAUGCGGAGGAGGUGCGGCGGCUGGUGGAGCUGGGGGUCGGCCUCAACUCGCAGAACGAAGUGAACGGAUGGACCUGUUUGCACUGGGCCUGCAAGCGGAACCACGCGGCGGUCGUGGCUUACCUGCUGCAUGCUGGGGCUGACAAGGACAUCCUGACCAAGAAAGGGGAGAGGCCAGCCCAGUUAACCUCCAAGAGAGAGAUCAGGAAGAUGCUGGGAGUGGAAGAUGAUGAGCUCCCGGACUCAAAGCAAGAUUCAGAUCUGCCCAUCAUCCCCAACUACCUGGCUAACCCACCUUUCCCAUAUGUUUACAACACCUCGAGUGGCAGUAUCCCAGAUCCCACCCCGAAUGGGAAUCUCUGUCACUUGGAGCCACAGGACACCAACUCUCCACCUGUACCUGACUCAGACACCUACAGACAGGCACCGUUACAGCCCGGGAACGCUGCUCCCGAGGCAGCUCCCAACRGGGACAUCCCAGCCCUGCUCCGAGGCUCUGCUGGGCCACCACACCCAAAUCCUCUCCUCCAGAGAGCUCCUGUUUACCAGGGAGCAGUGUCUUGGGGCAGAAGCCCCUCUUUGUCAGCAGGAUCCAACCAGUCCCUCCCCCAGCAAGGGAAUGGUUCCUCCAUGGGGCCUGUGCCAGCCUUUCAGCCCGUUUUCUUCACUGGAGCUUUUCCACUCAACAUGCAAGAACUGGUGCUUAAAGUGAGAAUACAAAACCCUAAUCUUAGAGAAAAUGACUUCAUUGAAAUUGAACUGGACAGACAAGAAUUGACCUACAAGGAGCUGCUCCGAGUGAGUUGCAAUGAGCUGGGUGUGAACCCCGAGCAUGUCCAGAAGAUAAGAAAAUUACCCAAUACAAUGUUAAGAAAGGACAAGGAUGUUGCAAGGCUACAGGAUUUCCAAGAACUGGAGCUUGUUCUAACAGUAAGCGACAAAAACUUGCUUUUCAGAGUCCCAACACUUUCUGAACAAAGUGGAUAUAACAAGAAGGCAUCAGAACUUACAUACUAAUUAGGGAAUAAAACAAAGGAUUUGUAGCUCUGGUUAUACAAUUACAUUGGAAAAAUAGUAUCUAUAAGGGCUAAUGAUGUGAAAAAAAUCUAUUUUAUUAACCUUGAAAUAAACUAAAGUGGUUAUGCACAGUUACAGCUUCUAGUUAAUCUAAGAAUAGUGAGACUGGUAUGAAAGUAGCUCAGUGCACAGAAAGUACUGGUAGAACUAUCUGUUAAUGCAACACUUCCUUACAAAAAGAUAAUCUUGAAAUACUGCAGAGUUAGCAGCUCUCAGGGAAAGGCUUACCUUAAGCUGUUCUAAUAAUUUGUUUGCUAUAAAACAGCAGAGGUAUCCAAGCUAAAGAACCUGCCAUGAAGCCCAUUUAAUAUUUGUACUGAAUCCAUUACCAUUGAUGUUCUCUUUUUAGAUCAUGUUUAUUAAGUCCUAUCUUACUUAGUAGUUAAAAAACCAGAAGGGUUUAAAUCUGUGGAAGCACAAAACUAUGUCAAGUUUAAAUCCUAUCAAGUGACUUAUUACCUGUGAUUUCUUGAUCCCUGUUUACACUUUUCCCUAUUUCUCAGGUUAAAAAAAAUAAUAGUAAUUACCCAAAUAAUAAAUAUGCUCUCAACCAAAAUCCCUUUUAUUGUUGUCUGUCAAUAUAUACAURUGCAAUUGACAUGUAUUGACAUGUGCAAUUUAAAAUCCUGUGUUUGUUACUGUAUUGACAUUUCUUCAAUGCUGCUUUAAUUUCCCCUUUUAAAAGCACAAAAAGUGUAAUUUUGUUUUCCUUUGACCUCUCCAUUCCUGAGAAAAAUUGCAUCUUGAACCCAUAAAGUUGCCURUGUAAAAAGAAACUAGUGAAUUGCCCAGGGUUUUCUGGGCUGAUAUCAAAUCUUGAUGCUCCUAUGCAAUGUAUUUUCUCUUUUUCCCUGUGACUUGUGUUUACCCAAGUUGUUUACUGAAAAAAAAAAAAAUCACAGUUACUUAAAAUUCAGAAUUUGACUACUUUGUUGUGAAAUUCUGGAAUAAAGAAAUUGAAAAGUAUUUCAGAGCUGGAUUUUAUCUGAUUUUUUAAGGAUUUUAGUAUUCAGUCACUUGUGUUUGAGGAAGAAUUCUAUGCUGGUAGCCUGAAUGAAAAGUGAGUGCUGUGGCUUAGAUGAACUGAGGUAUAAGAUGUAUAGCUGAAUUUUCCUAUUUCAUCUCCUGUCCUUCUUUGGAAAAUGCAGCUGCCAAGGAAUUUGUCCUGUGUGAGAGUUCAGAGCCUGAGCAGGGUGUGCAGUGUCCRUGGGGCAGUCCUGGGCUGAGCUCCUGUGCCUGGAGCUGGGGACCAAGCACAGUCCCCUCCUGUCCUGGGGGCUGCAGAGGUGAGGGACCGCAGCCACCUGUGUCACUGCCUGUGUCACUGCCUUUGUCACUGCCAAUCCAGUGUCCCCGAAGAGCCCGGAUCGCUGGAAGUGCUCYGAGCACAGGGGCUGAGCACACCAGAGGGAGCUCCCAUCCCGCUGUCAGCCGCCAGCACAGAUCCUGCAAACACCCGAAAUUCUCUGAGCAGUCACCACACUGAGCCUCAGCCUCCCCAGCUGAAUACAGAAGGUUUUGUCACACCAAAAGAGCCCCUUUUGCACAGUGCCAGAGGUCAAACAGCCCCAWUUUUUAUUGCCAAUAUCUCCUUUUAUAGCAGAUUGCUGGCGGAAUAUUAAGUUCUGUGUAAUGGAAUAAUAAAAUCGUGGUUCCUCACAUCACCGUGGCUGCUGCCUUCUCCCCAGCAGGCAGCACAGGAUGGUUCAGGCAUUGGCUAAAUGCAGGAGGAUUCAGGAUUAACCUGUCAGAUCCCCUAGAGAAAAGCUCAGCUGUUGGGCAGCAGCCUUGCACGGAUGCUGAUCCCUAUCUGUGCAUUCCCAGGAAUAUUUUUAUACCUUGUGCAGUUUAUACCAGGAAGAUACUAUUAACACUCCCCAAUUCCAUCAGUGUAACCACUGCAUUCUGUGUGUGAUAAAUAAUUCAUUACUUUGUGCCCUGCCACAUGAAAUGUUAAUGCCUAAUAAAUGCUUGGCUGCAGAUUUGUGUUUCUAUUUCAGAAGUAUAAUUUGUAAGAAUUAAUAAAUGAUUAUUUUUGUCUUCUCUAA
Messenger RNA from Malurus melanocephalus (red-backed fairy wren), 3401 nucleotides. It is a transcript of the gene ANKRD40, whose product is annotated as ankyrin repeat domain 40. NCBI's taxonomy places the organism in Eukaryota, Metazoa, Chordata, Aves, Passeriformes, Maluridae. Gene Ontology annotation, molecular function: protein binding. Bases 184 to 1293 code for a protein of 369 amino acids. The record is from RefSeq and is a predicted model, not a curated record. The transcript has 5 exons.